GGGAGGGAGAGGCUACAUGAGACACCUUCUUGUAAUAUGAAGGACAGAGAGCAAAGUUGGAAACUCGUCGUUUCCGAACUACUAAUCAGCUCCUACGCCUGGAUGGAGGUGAUCGAUCAGGUCAUUUCACAAUACACCUCAGGUCGUCUUGUUUGACAGACACCCGGAAAGCAAAACAGAUACAUACAUCGUUAUCCGUAGGAACACUCGCCAUUGUGAUAUCAUCAGUUAGGACUGUUUUUGCCAUUUUUUGCUUUGUUUCGCAGAGAACAGAGAGCGACUGCAACGGCCCCCGCCAGCCGAGCGGCGAGUCGUGCGCGAACAACAUUCACGUUCGCUACCGAAGAAACGUUAAUACGUCACGUCUCCUCUGGGCCACUAACAAAGCGACUUCUCAACUCCACGCAUUAUGCGGGCCGAUGGCCACCGCCAGGAAUACGUGCUUACAUGCCGACAUUGUCCGUGUCGAACGUGAGCGCGCUACAGUUGAGCUAACUCGCGGCUAAGUGUGUAACUUUGCUAAUCGUGGCUAACAGCCGGGGCAGCUAGCUAGCCUGCAGGGAAAUGCGUUUGCUGCGAGCGUCAACGUAUGGAUUUGACGUAGCAUGUCCACUAAAUGUCGGUCGCACGUCCAGUGAAACGCUCCACUGGUCGUGUACGACACCCAGCAUCGACACGUGUCACUGGCGCCCAGCAGCUGGGUCGGUGAACAGAUACCGAUCAAUUAAUACAAAGAGCAGCUCUCGUCGCUCAAGCUAACGGCUAGCUAAUUUCGCCAUGUUGCCAUGAUUUCGGUUGAGCACCAGUGGGGCCAGCCAGGCCGGUUAAUUGGCCAGCGUUGUACCGGACACACACUCGUUCAUCCAUUGACUGCUCAAUAUCUACUUCUUAUUAUAGCACGUGUACACGUCAGUUGUGCUGAACCCAGUGUGGCGCGGAAAAGGUGGAAAAUAUCGUCAAAACACAAACCUGCGGCGCAAGACCUCGUUCGUCCCCUUCCUUCUCUACCGAACCUGGCAAUGUACGAGUGGAGCCAGAGUGCGCCGAUUGGUCGAGCAGAAGGCAAAUCGAACAUGGAGGGUCAGGAUUGGCUAAGGAGAGACGUCAAUCACGAAAGCGGGCCAGGGGCGUUUUCGACCAUUUUCCGGCUGCUGCGCCGGUUAUUUACUCUUGAUGAUCAAGUUUUUCGCGUUUAAAAUGUACGAUCUACUGGCGAAGUGUUCGUUUUUUGGCCAUUCUAGGGACUUGUAGUGACACUAUCGUUAAGUUUCAAAGACGUCUAAUGGGACAUUAAAGCGUAUGUGGUAAUACUUGGACACAAGGCUAAGGUACUGCAGCGCCAACUUUGGCGCCUUGGCUGCUUCUCACAACAUGUCAUAGUCGAGCCUGCCUCCAUGCUCCGCAGUAUCCAGGCGUGACCCUCUGCAGUGACACGGGGCUUAGCCACGCUGAUAUGACGACCACAAAAUAACAGAAUGCAAUUCUCCUGUGUUCUCUAUUAUGCUGUCAAGUGGCUCCAGAGAUCCACAGAGAAGAUGACCCCCCUCCAUUAAGCCCCGGGGAUUGCAGGGUGCUGUCCACUGAAUGAAAUGAAAUGCAACAAUUCUGAGCAUUUCUUGUAUACUACACUUGCAGGAGAGUGAAAGCCUUUUGAAACACAGAUUUACAUGUUCAAAAGUUUUAAAGUUCUAACUGACCAGAAGCUGGUGUUGUGUUCCUGAAGAGAAAUAGCAGAAAGCAAAGACAGAGAAGCAGUUGAAUGCACAUAGAGGAAGGGGAUGGCACCUGAAAUCCAUGCUGUGGUACGUGCCACCCAAGCCUGGCUGCAGGCCUCCUGGCACAUCCAGGUGCCCUUUGCCUGGCUGGAAGCCUGCGUGGACUGGCUUCAGGAAGACGCAGGAGGGGCAGGUCGUCUGUCGCAGCAGCAAAUCAACCAACAGGCGCUGGACCAGUGGCUGUUGACAGAUCUGAGGGACCUGGACUACCCGGUUCUCCCUGAAGGACUUGCUGCGGUCCAGAAGACCCAACUCAGGGGCACCUUCUGUGUUCAGGUGGACUCAUUGCUGGACAUCAGUCAGCCUGCGUACAGUCAGCUGCAGAAAUGGAGGGGCACAGACUGUGGCAACGAUGAAGUGAAUGCGGUUACGCAGACCACCCAGAGGCCCUGGGAAGCCAGACCAACCCGUAUGCUACUACUGCAGGUGACAGAUGGAGUCCAGAGCUUGGAGGCCAUGGAGUAUCAGCCUAUCCCUGCACUCAGCUCAGCACUCAGGCCUGGUGCAAAGCUGCAGUUGCAAGGACAGAUGGUUUGCAGACUUGGGAUGCUGCUCUUGGGGCCGUCCAACAUCAAAAUCCUGGGUGGUGAGGUGGAGGACUUGGUGGACAGGAAUAACCAGGGCCGCAUGCUGUGUCGGACGCUGGGUCUUCCUGAGGAGCAGCAGCAGCAGCAGCAGGAGCAAGACGAGGCCCCACCAGCACCACAACGAGUUAACCAUGAAGUGGAAGAUCUGGAGCUCGAUGAUGCAGAGUUGUUGGCCAGUCUGGAGGCCCAGGAGGAGGUGAUUCAGGUUGGGUCUGUCCGGGACAGCGGCUACGGGACGCGUAGUGAGACCUCCACACAGUCCUCGAGAAGCUCCUCCGUCAGGAGCUUUGUCUCCGCAGCCUCAUCCAGAAGUGAAGCCUCCAUACACUCUUACAGAAGUGGGUUAACCCAGAGUAGCAGAGGUGGUUCAAUUCAACGUCAUCGCCUCGAACGAGAGGAUUCGGACCCCUUCGACAUCUUACCCUCUGACCACGAGUUUCAACCAGAGGUCCAACCUCAUGGCGUAGCAGAGGAAGACUUCCCUGACGAAGACUUUGACGAUCUUCCCCUGGACGAGUUGGACAGUGAGAUUUUUCAGGAAACUACAAAUGUCACUGCACAGUCUGAUAUCAGGCACAGAAGCACGUCACCAGAUAACAGCAGAACAACUGGAAAUCCAAACAGUUUGGACAGUACCACAAAACUUCAAACUGCACAGUUUGAGCGGCACAUUUCAAAUGGCUCUGGGUCUCGGUUGGGUUCAGGCAACUCUAGAUCCAUCAUGCAAAAAAGAGACUAUGAAGGCUUUAGUAAAGGAGAGUUUGUGAGGAAUGAUGACAAUGAUUUUAUGGAUGAAGACAUGGACUGCUUUCUUGAGGAGGUAGAAACCCAUGGAGUGCAAACUCAGAGGACUGGAGGGCAAAAUCAUCUCCCUGUGCAACAAGGACCUGGAAGAGACGGAGAUAACGCCACCAAAGCAGGUAGUUCAGGGUACAGUCAUACACUCACCAGCAAUUCAUCAAGGAGUGUAAGAGAUAGGUUUCCUGUUAACACCGAGCUUGCAUUUAAGAGCUCACGCAGCACACCUCCGAGGCAAAUUUCCAUCACGCCUGAUAGACUUUCUGCUAAAAAGGAGCCACAGAGUGACAGCACAGGCCCUGCUCUCACUCUGACCUCUCCACCUUUUACGUACUUGUGCCUGCUAGAAGACCUGAAGACCACACCACAACCCUACACCACCGAAAUCCGCGUCAAGGCUUUCAUCGUAACUCUCUUGGGCAAACUGAGCAGCAGCAACAAAGUUUGGAGCAUCUCCGCCACAAUAUCAGACGGAACUGGUUAUCUGGACGCGGAGUUGUCCGAUGAGGUUUUGACAGGCUUGCUGGGCUUCUCUGUGGUGGAGAAGGCAUCGCUGAAGCGUGACCCAGCCCGGAGAGGUGAGCUUGAUGUGGGGAUGAGGAGAUGUCAGGAAGAGCUGGUGGACAUGUGCUGCGUAAUGACCAUUGUGGUUGGACCACAGGGUAGGAAACCUGUGGUGACCAUGGCAGAGCAGGUGAGUGAGAAAGUUCUCCAGGAGCUGGAGCAGAGGGCGAGAGACCUGAAGAAAUAAACAGAGUAGAAAAUUACAAGUAGCAGAGAAGUGUAUUGCUCUUGACAAGAGACAAGAUAAUUUCCAACAAAACUGAAGCACAUAUAAUACUGAACAUCAGCAUUUCCUCAGACAUUUCCCUUCAUGAAGUAAUACUAAGGUGUUGGUAUUGGUUAUCAAUCUGCCCUUCUGCUUCAGAUUUUGAGAGCAGAAUGUGUGAACUGGAUGUCUGGUGAUCACCAAGCAGUGUGUUGCAAUGCACCCCAUCUGCUAUAUGUGAAUGUGACAUUCUGUCAUUUGUCAUUAGAGGAUUUCAUUCAUCUAGUCAGCUAUUUUCUGCUUGAAAUUCAUCAAUGCCAAGAAAAGUAAACGGACGAAAGAUGGACCAUUUUAUCUAUACGUUAUUUCAAUGAUCGGUUAUUUGCAUAUUAGUUCAAGCUAUAUAGAGUUGACCAUGCAAAAUUGUAUGUAACAUUAAAAACUAUGCAAAGAUAAGAGGGAGCCAUUUGAGAUGAGAGAAGGGAAAGUAGGGUAAAAAUGAUAAUGAAUACUCCGAUUGUUGUAAUGAAUUUCCAGCCUUUGUAUUCAUUCAGUUCAUCCAUUGCUUCUUGCUGAAAAAUGAUUAAAUAUCCAAGGGCAGCAGGAGUCUUUAAUACACCCCCCCAGAAGAGAAUGAGAGGAGAUGAAGGUACUGUAAAGGAGAGGCCAUGAAAAUUUCUGUUCACUGUAGAGUGUCAUUUAUGUUUUCGUCUUUGAUGAGCAAAUAUUCCACAAAUGUGUUUUGCUUGUAUUCACUGUAUACUGAAAUAAAACUGUUCUCAAGGUUUUAUAA
Molecule: messenger RNA, 4722 nt
Organism: Scophthalmus maximus (turbot)
Lineage: Eukaryota; Metazoa; Chordata; Actinopteri; Pleuronectiformes; Scophthalmidae
Gene: rmi1
Product: RMI1, RecQ mediated genome instability 1, homolog (S. cerevisiae)
Exons: 9
Coding region: 1779-3911 (710 amino acids)
Biological process (GO): double-strand break repair via homologous recombination; resolution of meiotic recombination intermediates
Cellular component (GO): nuclear body; RecQ family helicase-topoisomerase III complex
Molecular function (GO): nucleotide binding
Source: RefSeq, a predicted model, not a curated record